This is a messenger RNA of Myripristis murdjan (pinecone soldierfish), 3889 nucleotides long. It is a transcript of the gene rnf10, whose product is annotated as ring finger protein 10. Lineage: Eukaryota; Metazoa; Chordata; Actinopteri; Holocentriformes; Holocentridae. The coding region runs from base 405 to 2786 and encodes 793 amino acids. Gene Ontology annotation, biological process: positive regulation of myelination; positive regulation of transcription by RNA polymerase II. The transcript is spliced from 17 exons. The record is from RefSeq and is a predicted model, not a curated record. Gene Ontology annotation, molecular function: transcription cis-regulatory region binding; metal ion binding.
AGUAGAAGAACCAUCCGGGUCUCAGGUUCCUGUCUGGCGACCCGUCGCCAUUAGUGCAAGCUCUUUCUAACGGACAUAUUUUUUUGGAUAAAAACUCAACACUAACGCGUUUUCCAGCGUUUGGAAAACGUCCAACGCCUUAUUGAGGCAUAUCGUUUUCCUACUCGAGGGAAAAAGCUCAGUUUUAGGGGUCUUGGCCCCGCGUAGCGAGCCUUCGUCCUCUCCUCCAACAGCCUCCAUAACUUGAGACGCCGAAAUUGUGUCUCUUAUUUAUUUCUCGGGUUUGCUUUGUUGUCAAGAUGUCGCCGUGAUGGGGUCUCCGCGUUUGACAGAAAUGAAUCAGGGCCUUCGUCGCCUGACCCGCACUUAUUACAGCCCGCUUUCAUCUCCCGUUUUUCUGUUUGAUGCUAGAGAGCUCGGCGGCUCUCUCGACGGAGCUCGGCCUCAGCACCUCUCAGCGCAAGGAGACAAACAUGGAGAAAAACCCCAACAGCAGCACCAGCAGCAAGGUUCCACCCCGUUCCAGCUCCACAGGACCGGCACCUGGCGAAUCUAAACCCAAAACAGAUGGUAAGAACAAUGGAGGCUCGAAGCGCUACAGUCGCAAGCGUGAGCCCUCUUUUCCUAAGAGUGACAGUUUUCCAGGCCCUCGUCGCACCAAUUCACAGAAAAGCAAGAAUUUUGACAAGAGACCCCCUCAGAGAGGUGGAGGACGACAGUAUGGAGUCGCAGGUGGAGGACGACGUGAGGAGGUAGCAGAGACGCGCCGGGCCGAGUUUAGCCCGGCUCAGUUUGCUGGACCUAAAAAGAUAAGCUUGAACCACCUGCUAAACUUCACCUUUGAACCCCGCGGGGGCAAUGGUGGCAUCGGAGAAGGAGGCCACUCCUGCUGGGGCCGCCGCAACAAGUGGGGCCACAAGCACAAGCCCUUCAACAAGGAGCUUUUCCUGCAGGCCAAUUGCCAGUUUGUGGUGACAGACGACCAGGACUACAAGGCUCACUUCACUGACCCAGACACUCUGGUUAACUGGGACUGUGUGCAGCAAGUGCGCAUCUACAGCCAUGAGGUACCCUCUUGCCCCAUCUGCCUGUACCCUCCGGUGGCAGCCCAAAUCACACGGUGUGGACACAUCUUCUGCUGGCCAUGCAUGCUGCACUACCUGUCUCUCAGUGACAAGAGCUGGUCCAAGUGCCCCAUUUGCUACGAAGCCGUGCACAUCGCCGACCUGAAGAGUGUGGUUGCUAUGGAGACCCGGCAGUAUGUGGCUGGUGACCUCAUCACCAUGCGUCUAAUGCGGAGAGAGAAAGGGACUCUGGUGGCCAUGCCGAGCUCUCAGUGGGUGAAGGUGGAGGAACCUGUUCGCUUUGGAGACACAUGUCUUAGCCAGUACUCCAAGCUGCUGCUGGCGUCCCCGGCGCAGGUUUUGAGCCUGGUGGCGGAGGAGAAGGCCACCCUGCAGGCCCAGUUCAGCCAGGAGGAGGAUGCUGAAGCCUGCUUUAUCCAGAGUGCCCUGUGUCACCUGCAGGAGCGAGAGGAAACAUUGCUGAAGCAACAAAGGCUGAGUUCUGGAGACAGCCUUGACCUGUCCCCUCUGACUCUGGAGGACCCACCCUCCCCUGUGGAGGAAGUGAUGACCAACAUCAGCAGCACCAAGCCUGUGCUGCACUACUCCUCUGCAUUUGAUGAUGAAGUGGCUGAGCUCCCAGAGGAUGCUGCUGGACAGCAGCCUGACUUCCCUGAGGGCUUCCUUGAGAGUGUGCUGGAGGAGCCUCCUGAGGCUAUGGUGGAUGCAGUGCCAGAGCCCCAGUGCGCUGAAAAGAGCCCUCCCAGCCAGGCAGAACCAAGUCGUCCCCCAGCCAGCGUGGAACAUGGACCCUACUACUAUUUCUACCAAGCUGAGGACUGCCAGCAGAUGUUCCUGCACCCUGUGAAUGUACGCUGUCUUCUGCGUGAAUAUGGCAGCUUGGAGGCCAGUCCAGACUCCAUCACCGCCACAGUGGUGGAGAUAGAGGGACAGACAGUCACUGAGGAGAUCCGUCGUCGACAUCGCUAUCUGGCUCAUCUGCCACUCACAUGCGAGUUCAGCAUCUGCGAGUUGGCCCUGCAGCCGCCCAUCCUGUCCAAAGAAACCCUGGACACUUUUGCAGAUGAUUUGGAGAGAAGAAAGCGCCUCAGGCAGAAGAAAGUGAGGGAUGAGAAGCGCAGGGAGAAGCGUAUUGAAAUCGAGGAGAACAAGAAACAGGGUAAAUACCCGGAGGUGCAUAUCGGACUGGAGAACCUUCAGCAGUUCCCAGCGUUCGGCUCGCCUCCUCAGAACAGCAGCCCCCUGGUUCAACCUGACUUCACUUUCGCUCCUCCUUCACCCCUCAGCUGCAGUCCUGCCUCUGAUGGGAUGAUGUUCCCGAGUCUGAAUGGGCAGAGCUCUUCACCCGUCGUGGGUAGUGUGGAGGACGAGUCUCACUGCAUGUCCUUUGCACAGAUGCUGAGAGAUGGAAAAGCCAGAGUUGAUGUUGGGCCGAGGAUCACUCCAAAGAAAGGUAGUGCAGACAAGCUGCUGGCUCCCCCAGCAGCAGACAGCGAUGGAGAGAGUGACGGCUCAGACCGCAUCCCGGUGCCCAGCUUCCAAAACUCCUUCAGCCAGGCAGUUGAGGAGGCGCUUCUGCAGCUGGGCAAUGGUCCAACUUCCUCUCCACAACCCGUGGUUGUCCCAGAUGAGAAAGGAGGAAAGAAGAAAAAGAAAAAGCAGAAACUUCUGUUCAGCACAUCCAUGGUUCACACAAAAUAGACAACACUGAAGUUCAUAAUCAUCAUUUAUCAUCUUAUUUCUUGAGUUGAAUUCUCCUACUGCCUGUGUUUUUGUUUCCACGCAGAUCUUUUCUGGAACUACAAGCUAUGGAAAUAGGUUUUAGUAUGUAGCCAAAGUUCAUGCUGCUCUAAUCACUGUUCUGUCUGUUUGGGUGUUUAUGCCAUCAAUUAUUUUACAUUUUGGAGUGCAACUAGGUCAACAUUCUGCAGCAGCUUCCUGUCCCACUGAAGGCCUUAUGGACAACAUCUAGUUAUAGAUGCCAGGCUAAGAGACACAUGGGCUAACAUUGUAUGUGCUCCAGGCUUUUCAAUGGCUUCAAGGUUCUAGAAAGCUCAGAUGCCUAACUCACUUUAGAAGUGGUUGCUAUGUGUUGUCUUGAGUUCCAUGACCCAAAACAUGGCAUACUGGAUCUAGAAGAGUAAUAUGGAAAAGAAUGUUUCAGGGUGCUUAAUAUUUGAGUAGCAGUCAGCCAGCUGCAGGUACCUUACACCCACUGAAGCUUUCCAGGAUACUCUUAACUACUGGUCAAACACUUUGAGCGUGGACCUGUAUCUUCAAACAGAAGAAAAGGUAACAAAAGACUUGACCACCAAAUACACCUUGUAAGCAUAUCACCCUGCAAGACAAUGCAUACCAUAUUUUGGGGAUUGUUUGGUUUGAGAUGGAUGCCCUAGUGUUUUGUAACAACAUGAGUCCAUAAUGCCCUACCAAGGCAAAACACAGUAUUGUCAGAGAUCUAAGUCUGUCCGUUCAACAGAACAAGUAUAUUCUGCCUGGUGAAACCAUACAUAUGCACUUUGUUCUCCUCUGUUAGUUUCUCAUCCUCUGUCAUUGUCAUCUCUUGUAGAGUGUUAACUAAUUUUUCACAUUACUUCCUGUGGUUUAAAUUCAGUGUUUCAAAUGUGUGAAGCCAGAUAAUUGCUGACAUUUAAAGAAUGCUUAUGAAACUGCAAAAGUGGAGUGGAAAAUAUAGACCUUUUUUGUUUUAGGACUCCUUAAAUCACCUUUAAUUUUGAAGCAAGUUUGUAGGCUAGUGAAUAUAACUAGCCUGUUGGAAUGAAUAAACAAUUAUGCACAAUCCA